AUGGCCACAGACAACAGAGAAGCCACUGGAAUUGCUUCUUUUAAAAACACCUUCAUCUUGGUUGUCUUUGGCACAGAGUGCAUGACUGGUGUCCUUGGAAGUGGCUUCAUCAUGGCUGUUUAUGGGGCUAAGUGGAUCAGGGAAAAAAGACUCCCCACUGGUGACAGCCUUAUGUUGAUGCUGAGUUCUUCCAGGCUUGCACUACAGAUUUGGCUGAUGGUGACUAUUAUUUAUAGUUACUUAUUCCCAGUCAUUUAUUACCAAAAUUUACUAUAUAAACUCUUCACAAUCAUGCUUUUGUUUCUGAACUAUUCCAACCUCUGGUUUGCUGCCUGGCUCAAUGUCUUCUACUGUCUUAAAAUUGCCAACUUUGCUCAGCCUUUGUUCUUGAUGAUGAAGAAGAAGAUUUCAGUGUGGAUACCUUGGCUUAUGAGUUUGUCAUUGUUGGUUUCCUUCAGCAUGAGUUUUCUCUUCUUUAAAGACACCUUCAAUAUUUAUGCGAAUGGUUCCUUCCCUGUCCCUAACUCCAACUCCACUGAGAAGAAGUACAUCGUUGAGAUCAAUGUGGUCAACCUGAGUUUUUUCUAUUACAUGGGGAUCCUUAUUCCCCUGACCCUGUUCAUCAUGGCAGCCACUCUGCUGAUUGUCUCUCUCAAGAGACACACCAUGCACAUGGAAAGCAAUGCCACAGGCUCCAGGGAUCCCAGCAUGGAGGCUCACUUGGAGGUCAUCAAAUCCACUAGCUAUUUUCUCAUUCUCUACAUCACCAAUGCAAUUACUCUAUUUAUAUUCAUGUCCAACACCUCUGAAAUACACACUCUCUCGAGUAUUUUGUGCAGAUUUAUCAUGGGUGCCUACCCAGCUAGCCACUCAGUGCAACUGAUCUUGUGUAACCCUGGGCUGAGAAGAGCCUGGAAGCGGUUUCAGCAUAGAGUUCAGCAUUACCUUAGAGGACAAACUCAUUGA
This is a messenger RNA of Fukomys damarensis (Damara mole-rat), 966 nucleotides long. It is a transcript of the gene Tas2r40, whose product is annotated as taste 2 receptor member 40. Lineage: Eukaryota; Metazoa; Chordata; Mammalia; Rodentia; Bathyergidae. Gene Ontology annotation, cellular component: membrane. Gene Ontology annotation, biological process: detection of chemical stimulus involved in sensory perception of bitter taste; G protein-coupled receptor signaling pathway; sensory perception of taste. The transcript has a single exon. Gene Ontology annotation, molecular function: bitter taste receptor activity; G protein-coupled receptor activity. Bases 1 to 966 code for a protein of 321 amino acids. The record is from RefSeq and is a predicted model, not a curated record.